Spirodela intermedia is the source of this 2478-nucleotide messenger RNA. NCBI's taxonomy places the organism in Eukaryota, Viridiplantae, Streptophyta, Magnoliopsida, Alismatales, Araceae. The record is from the annotation of a GenBank genome assembly.
AUGAGCCAUGAGAAAUGGAGUCCACAAGAAAAUAGGAAUAUAAGCACAUCUUCCCCCAGGGUGAUCUCCCAUCAGGCAUGGCAAAAUGCUGCCAUCACCUUUUCUGGAAAGACCAGUGAUGCAGGUAAUCAGGUACGUUGUUGAACUGCUUUUUGUACCUACAAUGACCUGAAAAAUUGAAUGUACUAUGCAGGUCCAAAGAAGGGAAGUCGUUCUGUUUGUUCAUCUGACAAGACAGAAAAGCCUGCUCCUUUGACACAGAUGGACAUUCAACUUGGAGAUCGAAAUAAAGCAACCAUGCCAGAUCUAAAUGAAAGUUUAAAUCAGUACUCAGACACAGCUGAAGCAUUAGUCUCUGAUGCACCAAAGUUAGGCAAAUUCAUCACUCCUGAAGAGUCGCCAUAUAUUAAGAGAUUUAAAUAUGGUAAAUUUGCGCCCCUCAAAGGUACUAUGAAUGAAAAUAAUGGUAAUAUGAUAGCUCCCGUAGAUGAACAACGCCUACUUGACACACAUGAGUCAGAUUUAAAUGAGCCACCUUGCAAGUUCACUGUGGGAGUAUCACGGCUUUCAGAUGAAGAGAUUGUGCGCACCUUUAAAGGAAAGGGUGUUCUGAUUGAAUCACCUGUCAGCGGAAAUGGGAACUCUUUAAACGAAUGGAAACAAGAUGAAAGAACGGUAAGUAAUGAUAGGACUGUUUCAGGGGAGAAGACCCACAGUCAUGAGAGUGCUGAGAGUAGAAACAGUAAAGAGCCAUUUGCCACUGGAAAAAGAGUACGGGACUAUGGAGAGGACAUUCUUGGGGGAGUCAAGAGGAUGCGGAAGUCAAGUGAUCAAAAUGCCAAUGGGGGUAGUUCGUUUACAAACUGGAUGUCAAGUUUGAUGAAGGGAGCCUUCACAUCUGAUAACAUGAAGGUGCGGCCUUUGUCUUCUGUUCACAAACCUGGGCACAAACCUGGGACCAGUUCAAAUGAUGGUGACUACAAUGGUGCCUGCAGAAGUACGGGUUUUGGUUCGAUUUUCAGAUCGCUGUACUGCUCUGGGUUAGGAAAGCCAAUGAAGGUCAAGUCUGAAGAACUUCAUUUCAACAAUGGAACGAUAAAAAAGGACCUAGAUCAUGUAGUUCAUAAUGAUGGUGAUCAUGAUGAUGAUGCUGAGUUGUGCCGUGCAUUUCGUAUAUCAAGUAUCAAACAUGAGGAAGGCAUAUGCCAAUUUGGAGAACCUCCACAGGCUGGACCUGGUGUUUCCUCUACUAGUUCUCAUGUUCCAGAGAGGAGGAAGCUCGACAAAGAGGAAUGCUGGAAUUGGGACAAUGUGGGAGCUUCAACUUCAUCUUCUUUUAAUGGUUCUAGUUCUCCGUCCAAAAGCAAUAGGGGAAGGAAACUAGUCUGUUCUGAAGCAAUGACGUUUCCAAAGCUGUCCGUCAAAAGGAAAGCUGAUAAAUUUCCUGAAAGCUUGUGGAUUGCUAGAUUCUUACCAAGUGUUUCUGCACCUCCGCCAUAUACCUCUACAGGCAAGCAGAGUUCAACUCCCAAAGUUAAAGGUCCUAUUGAUUGUGACAUGUUUCUUAGUCGUUCUCAUGAUGAUAUUUCAUCUUCAGUUGCGGAUUGGAGAAUUUCGGAGAUUAAAGAUGCACUCCUGCCACAUGAUCAGCGACCUUCUAGUGACCAUCUUCAUGAUUAUUCCAUCAGCCCUAUAGGUUCUUUUUCAUCCAAAGGUAUUGACAGUGGUCAAAAGGAAAAAAAUAUAUCAUCACAGAUGUUUACCAGGUUGGAACCAAUAACCUCGGUUUUUGCAAAGAGAUUGGAUGCUUUCAGACAGAUCAGGAUUUCAGAAGCAUCAUGUGAUGCAACUCCUGAGAGUGUAACCUGCUUCUUUUGUGGAAAAAAUGGCCAUAGCAUGACAACAUGUUCUGAUGCGAUCAAAUCUGAACUCAACUAUCUUAUGCAAGCCACGAAUUCAAAUGAAAGGAGACAGAAAUCAUUGUGUAUAUGCAUCCUCUGUUUUCAGCAUGACCAUUGGGCAGUAGCAUGCCCAUACAAAACCCUUAGUCGUCACCAAAUUUAUAGCAAUAAUUUUUCAAUCAAUCCUGAGAAUUUUUCCAGGAAAAUUGAAGGGCAUAGAAAUGGUGCUCGUCUGUUUGAUAAUGAAGAUUUUCUUCUGAGUGACCAAGGUCAUGAUGGGGGACCCCGAUAUCUCAGUGAACAUCAAAUGCCCUAUUGGAAAAUGGAAGGGAAUAUAACUGAAGGGCAAACAAGCAGUAAUGUGGGCAUUGCUGAUGUUAGAAAGUUGAAUGCAUUAGGAUCUUAUCAAGUCAAUGAGAAGAAAGGAAAACGGAUUGCCUCUACCCCAGGAGCGACUAAUUCAGCAGUUGCACCGCUGCCUCUUGCCAUCAACAAAGAAAAUGAAGCCAUUGGGCAGCGCUGGAUUUUUGAGCGAAUAAGGAAACUUCAGUUAUCUCGUGCUGACAUAAUUAGGUAA